AUGGAACCAUCGUCUCCUCUCCCGUCCUCGUUCGCCUCGGAUCCCUGGACUCGUGGCGUCCAGCCGCUCCCAGCCUUCCUGAUCACCAUUGUGCUAGUUGCUCUCACUGUUUUCUUGUCCUUUCAAUCCCACUCAAACCUCAAGGAUGUGCCGAUUCUUAAUUCUGGGAAAGGGUUUUCGCCCAUGAAAGUAGCGUCCAAGCGCGAAUUUGUGUUGAAGAGUAAGGAAAUCCUAGCAAGAGGCAGAGCGCUAUUCGCUGGGAAGCCUUACCGCCUGAUUACGGACUUGGGCGAAAUCGUAUUCCUGCCAAUUGAGCUUUGUGAGGAGGUAAAGAAUGACCCAAGGCUUAGUUUCGGAACUGCCUUCAGCCGUGUCACCGAGGCCAUGUCUGAGGAGGCGGCGAUAUCGAUGUCAAUGAACAUCGGUGAGCCAAAUGGAGAACUCUGCCGUGACAAAAAAUGGAUACAAACUACCAUCGACUACACGGUCAAUUUCUUCAUCGCCGCAACGUAUCUGCGCAUGAUCCCCGGCCCCUUACGUCGCAUAUGCCACUGGUUCGUACCACAAUGCAGAGAGGCCCGAAGGCAGUUUGACGAAGCACGCCGGGUCAUCGCGCCCGUCAUAGAGAAACGUCGAGCACUCCGCGCCGAGGCGCUGAGUGCCGGCAGACAGCCUCCAGAUUUCCACGACGCCAUCGACUGGGUCGACCAGGAGGCCGUCGACAGGGGCGUCAGCUUCGACCCGGCUACAUUUCAGCUCAUGUUGUCAGUUGCUGCCAUACACACGACCGUGGAUCUGUGCACCGAGUUCAUAUUGCAGCUGGCCGCCAACCCUCAGUACUUUGCCCCUAUUCGCGAGGAGAUUGUCCGCGUCCUCAAGGCCGACGGGUGGACAAAAGGCUCCUUGUACAACAUGAAGCUCCUGGACAGUGCUCUCAAGGAGUCGCAGCGGCACAAGCCACCCGGAGUUGCAUCACUGCGAAGGCGCGUAGAAGAAAAAAUGACACUAUCUAACGGCCUGGCUCUCAAGGUUGGCGACAGAAUCGCUUUUGACACGUAUCGGAUGGGAGAUCCGGACCUGCACGAAGACCCUCAAAAAUGGGACCCUUACCGAUUCCUCAGGAUGCGGGAGCAUGCUGAGACAGAGACUGAGGCUCUGCUAGUCACCACGAGCCCAAAUCACCUGGCAUUUGGGCAUGGCAAACAUGCUUGCCCUGGCCGCUUCUUCGCGGCGACUGAGAUCAAGAUCAUCCUGUGUCAUUUAAUGAUCAAGUACGAGUGGGAAUUGGCCCCGGGUACUGACAUUAAACCAAUGGCUCUUGGCUUCACGAACGGUGUCAGCCCCACUGCGCACAUUCUGAUUCGUAAGCGCAAGGCGGUGGAGAUUGAUAUAGAUUCGCUUUGGAGCACCAGAGAUCAGUAA
Messenger RNA from Diaporthe citri, 1422 nucleotides. RefSeq lists its product as uncharacterized. The record is from RefSeq and is a predicted model, not a curated record. Gene Ontology annotation, molecular function: monooxygenase activity; heme binding; oxidoreductase activity, acting on paired donors, with incorporation or reduction of molecular oxygen. The coding region runs from base 1 to 1422 and encodes 473 amino acids. The transcript is spliced from 8 exons. Lineage: Eukaryota; Fungi; Ascomycota; Sordariomycetes; Diaporthales; Diaporthaceae.